AUGGGCCGAAUUCGAGAUAAAGUUACACCAACUUUGAGAAAAGCUCUUGAAGAAAUUGGACUAAAUGUCGGUCCACCGCCAAAUCCAGAACAUCCGAACUUUAUGCCGAGAUGGGAUUUUUCUCAAUCAACUGAAAAAAUCACAGUGACGAUUUAUGUCAAAACAUGCGAUCCAAAUUUAACGUACGCCGAGAGUUCUGGCUCAGAUUUGACGAUAUUUGCUUGUUUUGGAUGGUUCAAGAGACUGGUCAGCUUGAAAAUCGCAGACUUUCAUGAUGAAGUCAAAAUCGAAACAGCACUUCUAACGAUGUCUCCUAACAAGGUCGAAGUUUCGAUGAAAAAACAAACCGCUGGGGAAAUCACCUGGCCAAAGGUUCACGGCUCGAGUCCGCCAGAAUUGAAGCACGAGGGCAUUCUCAAUCCAGAACCACCAAAGCCUGUCGAUAUUUCCGAACCAAUCGUUGAAGAACCAGAAGAUGGCGAAGAUGAUGAACCGCCAGAGAUGGAGGAAGAUUACAAGACAUAUCGAACUGGGGGUAUUUGGCAACCAGACGCUCAGAAAAAGUCGAAAAAAGAAUCAGCUCUAGAAAAACGCGCCCGAUACGUAGAACAGCGAGCUCGAGGCCUUAUUCCCGAAGCUGGAAAGAACACCGAACCAGACUACGAUUCUGAAGAAGAGGAAGAAAUCAUCAAAGCCGAAUUGGCGCGAUUGCCGGCAGAAAUGCGCGCUAGAAUCAAGGUCUGCCUGAAGAGCAACGAGGACGGAGAUGAUGAUGAUUUGGAUGGCGUCGAACAAAUCGAUUGGGUCGAGUCGAAAGAUGCAAAAACUUUGAUGAAAAACUCCAGCUACGUCGAUGGCCAAAACAGCGAUGUGUUAAACAUUCAAUAA
Messenger RNA from Oikopleura dioica, 888 nucleotides. The record is from the annotation of a GenBank genome assembly. Lineage: Eukaryota; Metazoa; Chordata; Appendicularia; Copelata; Oikopleuridae.